CAAUUCGGACACCUAUCUCACCCAACGAAAUUAUCAGUACAUUUCCACAGUGAAAUUAGAUCCGAAAGAUCUAUCUUCCUUCAUCUUAUCUUAAGAUUUCCCAAUUUCUGUAGAAACCCUAGCCUGAAUCCUAUAUUCCCCCAAAUUCUCCCCUCCCUUCGUUGACUAGCAAAUGGCUACCGAGGAACCAACCGUAGCGGUUGACUACACACCCGAACCGGCGGAAGACAAGCCCGAGGAGACCAAAGCCGGAACGAAAUCUGGCAGAGCAAAGAAAGCUAAAGAACCCAAAGCCAAGAAAGCAGCAGCUCCUAAGAAACCACGAGCUUCUCCUUCGCAUCCUCCUUACGAAGAGAUGAUCAAAGAUGCAAUCGUUACUAUGAAGGAGAAGACAGGUUCAAGUCAGUACGCUAUUACUAAAUUCAUCGAAGAGAAACAAAAGCAGCUUCCUGGAACUUUUAAGAAGCUUCUGCUUUUCCAUUUGAAGAAGCUUGUGGCUGCUGGGAAGUUGGUGAAGGUUAAAAAUUCGUUUAAACUUCCGUCGGCUAGGUCUUCGAAGCCGUCUACAACUGCUUCUGCUCCGGCCAAGAAGAAGCCGGCUGCUACAAAGUCAAAGUCUAAACCUGCUUCAAAAUCCAAGGAAGGGAAGACUACAAAAGCGGCUUCUAAAGCUCCUGCAAAGACCAAAUCUGCUUCUAAGACAAAGACUAAAGCGGCGGCUAAACCAAAGCCUGCUUCUAAGGCUAAGUCUACUAAAACAAAGACAAAGGCGGUGGCUACUCUCAAGCCAAAGACUACUGCAGCUGCCAAGUCAAAAGCUGUAGCCAAGCCUAAGCCCAAGCCUAAGGAGAAGCCGGCUAAGGCUGCCAGGACUUCAACACGGACGACCCCUGGGAAGAAGGCGGCUGCGCCUAAGCCAGCUCCGAAGAAAGCUCCUGCGCCUAAGAAAGCUCCGGCGAAGAGCGUAAAGCCGAAGAGCGUCAAGUCACCGGCGAAGAAAGCCACGUCGAAGAGAGGAAAGAAAUGAGAAAUAAAGGAGAGGAGAGAGGCUAGUCAAUGUAGGGGUAGUUUUGUAAAUUCGAGUGAAGUUUAGUGGGUGUAUUUCGAUCCGUAUAUAUACCCAUGAAAAUAUGACAUCGGAUCUUAAUCUUUCUUUUUUAAACUCUUCUUUGAGUUUUCUAUAUGUUUUUUGAAGUUAAAUUCCUAAUUUCAUUAGGGAUUGUUAAAACAGCUUUUAGAUGUAAUUUUCAGUUUUCUGGAUUAUGAGAUGAAUUUUUUCUGCGUACUGCAAGUUUCGACCAUCUAUUA
Molecule: messenger RNA, 1308 nt
Organism: Durio zibethinus
Lineage: Eukaryota; Viridiplantae; Streptophyta; Magnoliopsida; Malvales; Malvaceae
Biological process (GO): negative regulation of DNA recombination; chromosome condensation; nucleosome assembly
Cellular component (GO): nucleosome; nucleus
Molecular function (GO): nucleosomal DNA binding; structural constituent of chromatin; double-stranded DNA binding
Source: RefSeq, a predicted model, not a curated record